AUGGGGUUACGCAACAUUUUUUUUAGGCCUUUUGUCUCACUCGUUGCCGUGAUGAACAAGCGCAUUGAUCGCAUGGAUGAGCCUUUAAAGCGUCACAUUGAGCAGCACGAGAAAUCUGGUGAGGAUCUUUGCGCCAGUGUUUGGCGGGAGUAUUGGUCCUAUCAAAAAGCACUUUUACCGUAUCGACGAGAAAGACUAAUGAGUGAAAUCUCAUAUAUCACAGAAGGAAAACUAUCUUUGGCCAAUGUAAACAUGAAAGACAUCAUUCUCUUCUCUCGAGCAAUUACAAAAUGUUUGUUUUUAUUUAUCAUAUUCGUCAUAAUAGGUAGACGUUCUGUCUUCCCUUCACUCGAACCAACAUCAGUCUUUGUAGAAGAAGUCAACGAAAACUGGCAACCAAAUCACAAACGGGGACUGUAUAUCGACGAAUUGUGUUAA
Trypanosoma theileri is the source of this 438-nucleotide messenger RNA. RefSeq lists its product as uncharacterized. NCBI's taxonomy places the organism in Eukaryota, Euglenozoa, Kinetoplastea, Trypanosomatida, Trypanosomatidae. Bases 1 to 438 code for a protein of 145 amino acids. The record is from RefSeq and is a predicted model, not a curated record. The transcript has a single exon.